UGAAACCGUCCCAUGGCAAUGACCACUCCGCCUGUCGGUUGACCGCCGGGCUGCCUCGAUGUACGGGCUUGUCGAGGGGACGACGGUUAACGCAGCGACCAACAUUGCCGGGCACGAUGGCUCGGGUCUGCUCCUGAUAGUGGUAUCGCUAGCAUCUCCCUUAUGUGAGAGCUUGCUUUCCGGGACGACGAAGACGUUCAGCAAGGUCGACGUGCAUUCGUCCGAGCCACAAGCGGGGUCAAGAGUACCAUUUCCGUUCGACUUACCCUUCCCUACUUUUGCGUUCAUACCAUCCCGACCUGAAUUCAGCGCUCUAGUUUUGCCUGAUGAUGAUGGCUUAUAGUUCUGGCGUAGCAAAUGGCCUGCCGCACACAAAUGGCGCAACCAACGGGGAGAAGACGAAGCCGGACAUUGUCAUCGUCGGUGGCUCCCUUGGCGGUCUCUUCGCGGGGACUGCUCUAAAACACCAUGGUUACAACACAACCCUUCUGGAGCGCACUCCGGAAAACCUUCUACACAACCAAGGCGCCGGCAUCGUAGCCGGAGGUGACACGAUUGAGUUCUUCAAGCGCUACGACCGGACUGGCAAGCCUGUUGCAGUGCCCAGCUACAAACGGAUCUACCUCGACCAAGAGGGCAAUGUUAUUCAUGAAGAGAUUAACCGGCAAAACAUGACCUCCUGGGAUCUGUGCUACUACCUGCUGCGGGCCAACUACGAUCGUGUUGAUAGUCCUUACCUUGCGGACGGCGGUAAGUUGCCUGAAGUGCGACCCACCGACGGCAACGUAACGUACCGCUACGGCUGCACUGUGACAAACAUCAAAGACGAAGGCGCCAGGGUCCGUGUCGCUUUCAAACGGAAGCAGAAAGAUGGUAGCGAAGUUUUUGACUCGAUUAUAGCAGAUAUGGUCGUAGCUGCCGACGGUCCCAGCUCCACCAUCCGCGCUAUGUUCGAACCGGACAUCAAGCGGACCUACGCCGGUUACUGUGUUAUCCGUGGCACCGUCCCCGAAAAAGCUGCUACUCCUAAAGCUUUGGAGGUUUUCCGCGAACGCUUCUGCUUCUUCCACGCUCCCGGUAUCCAAAACUUGACAUACACCAUCGCGGGCGAGCAUGGCAACACCGAUCCCGGACAUCGCUUGCUCAACUUCGUCUGGUACGCCAACUUUCCUGAAGCCUCUCCCGAGCUGGAGACAUUGAUGACGGACAAAGACGGCCGGCGAAGGCACAUCACGAUUCCGCCCGGCAUGAUUGCACGGGAAGCCUGGGAGAUGGUGAAGAAGAUGGGGCAUGCUCGGUUGCCGCCGCAGAUGGCGGAGAUGGCUGAGAAGACCACCGCACCGUUUGUGCAAUGCAUUACUGAUGUGAUCGCGCCUAAGAAUCUGUACAUGGGUGAUAAAGUUGUGCUGAUUGGCGAUGCGUUGGCGGGCUUUCGGCCGCAUACCGUCGCGAGUACGAGUCAGGCCGCAUUCGAUAGCAUGAUUUUGGCGGAGUGGCUUGAUGGCAAAGUGUCAAGAACAGAGUUUGUCAGACAGACGAUGCAAUUUGCGAGGGGCAUUCAGAGGAUGGGAGUGGAGAUUGGAAACCGAAGUCAGUUCGAGAGUCUGCCGAUGGAGGAGUAUAUCAAAGAUCGCAAUUACGCGAGUAUCAAACGAGAGGACAGAGAGUAUCCGGAGUGGACGUUGGAAGGACUGGAUGAGGUUUGAACAAGAUCGCACAUCUUCACGCUCACGCUCGUGUGGCGACGCUGCAUACUUCGCUCCCUACAAGCUUUCCGGAGCGCGGAUGGAAAAGGACGGAAGCUGGUUGAGGAUCCGCACGACGCUUCACAUGCUUGCAUGCAACCACUGGAUCAACGCGGACGCCUGCCUCGUAAGAUAUGCUCCCAUUCACAGCAACUAGCGCAACUUUGCAAAAUCACAUCACAGCAACUAGCGCAACUUUGCAAUAUCACAUCAUAGCAAUAUCAGUACACAGCAAAGACUCGACUACUCUAAAACGGCUGCGACAAGUUGGUCGGGACUGAACCAUGCUUGAUCUGCAACAAAAUAGAUUCUUUCUACGACGACUGUGCCACCUGUGUGCGCCCGAAGCGAG
Messenger RNA from Baudoinia panamericana UAMH 10762, 2097 nucleotides. RefSeq lists its product as uncharacterized. The transcript has 3 exons. The record is from RefSeq and is a predicted model, not a curated record. Bases 327 to 1706 code for a protein of 459 amino acids. Lineage: Eukaryota; Fungi; Ascomycota; Dothideomycetes; Mycosphaerellales; Teratosphaeriaceae.